AUGGCUUUAAAUAAAUCAUCGGCAAAUCCUCAGCUGAAUACAAGUGGAUAUUUUAAUGCACUUAAAAGCGGACAAUUUAUUGCUUACAAUGGAAAUGGGAAUCCAAUGACAAUAAGUAGUAGAGACAACUAUACCUUUAAUAUCAAUUCAUUGGUAGGUUCUGCUGCUUGGGUAAACGAUUUAGCUGUAACAAUAAUUGGACGACGUUUAUCUACACCAGUUUAUAAUAAUAUUACAUUUUCGACUUAUGGAUCUGAAGGACAACAAUUUGCAAUGGAUAAUUUAUGUUUAACAACCAUUUUAAUUUUACAACCAAUUAUUAGUUGCUAG
Molecule: messenger RNA, 330 nt
Organism: Didymodactylos carnosus
Lineage: Eukaryota; Metazoa; Rotifera; Eurotatoria; Philodinida; Philodinidae
Source: the annotation of a GenBank genome assembly